Molecule: messenger RNA, 2836 nt
Organism: Scleropages formosus (Asian bonytongue)
Lineage: Eukaryota; Metazoa; Chordata; Actinopteri; Osteoglossiformes; Osteoglossidae
Product: Rap guanine nucleotide exchange factor (GEF)-like 1
Exons: 16
Coding region: 410-2275 (621 amino acids)
Biological process (GO): Ras protein signal transduction
Cellular component (GO): plasma membrane
Molecular function (GO): guanyl-nucleotide exchange factor activity
Source: RefSeq, a predicted model, not a curated record
CACUCACACACACACACACAAAGGAGGGGGCGGGUGGAUGCAGCUCGGUGCGAAGCCGACGAGGAGGCACGGGAGCGGAGCCAGCAGCGUUUACACGCCGGACCGCCGAGUGUGUGGGGUGUGUGUGACGGGGAGGAGAGGAGAGGAGAGGAGGAGCUCCUUUGUUUUCACACGCGCUGUUCCGUGUGUGUCGCCGCCAAACGCUCAUUUCAGCGCAACAUGAGACGAGUGUGUUCGCGUCGCGUGCGGUCGGCGCGUCGCUCACAUUGUUUCACCUGCCGCGCGCUGUAGCUGCGCUCACGCGACACUCCGCUUGCAUCGCGUCGCGCUGUGCUACGCGCUCGCGCGCCCUGGGCCGUCGCCUCUCGCCCGCUCGCGGCUCGCGCGCGGCCACCGGCAGCGCAUCGCCAUGCCGGCCGGGAUGAAGCCCCUGGAGAAGUUCCUGAAGAAGCAGAGCUCGGCGCUCGCUCGGCCCGGGAGCUUCGCGGACAAGGCGGCCGGUGGCGGGGCUGCGCGGCGGCGCGCCAGCCUCUCCCGGGUCAUGCCCUUCUUCCGCGAGAGCUCCCCGGAGAGCGGCCCGGCGCCGCGGGAGCUCUUGAGUCCAGAAUCGGAGGAGCCGCCGUGCUGGGAGCUGCGCAGUCCGUCCCUGUCGAGCGACGAGCAGAGCCAGAGCUCCGAGGGCAGCGCCGGCGAGGCGCCGUGGAGCCCCGUCCCGCCGGACACCGCGGAGAACCUGCUCGUGGCGCUGCUCGAGAGCGUGGUGGGGGGCAGGAGGCUGGGCGGGUGCACAGAGACACUCCUGGAUGACUUCAUGCUGACACACCCCAUCUUCCUGGCCCCAGACAAGCUCCAGCAGAUCCUCCUGGAACAAUUUGGGGUCGAGGGGAAGCCGGGGGAUGCCUGGCCCAGCUUGGAUGGGGCGGAGAGAAAACAGGCUGUGUUAAACGUGGCCUUCCGCUAUUUGGACACUUACCGAGAGUUGCUGCUAGAGGAGGGCGAGAGGUCAAACAGCUUUGCCAAGGAGCUGUAUGUGCGUGCCGCCCAGGAGCUGAGCCGAUAUCCAGAGCUGGUCGAGGACAUCCUCAAGCUGCAGCGCUGGACUGAGAUACUGCAGGGCCAAAGUGAGGAAGACAAGGACAACAAGAAGAAGCAAGUGCGACCGCUCUUCCGCCAUUUCCGCCGCAUCGACUCCUGCCUGCAGCCCCGAGAGGCCUUCCGAGGAUCGGACGAGAUCUUCUGCAGGGUGUACAUGCCAGACCACUCGUACGUCACCAUCCGCAGCCGACUGUCGUGCCGCGUGGGUGAGAUCCUGGCUCUCGUGCAGGAAAAGCUGCAGUACAGCGAGGAUCAGCCAAGUCGCCCGGGAACGCUCAUUCUCGUGGCCGUCACGUCCUCCGGAGAAAAGGCCAUGUUUCGCCCCAGUGAUGAGGCUGUCUUCACCACGCUGGGUGUCAAUACACACCUGUUUGCCUGUGAGCCGCACGAACUGGAUGCCCUGCUCCCGUUGCCCGAGGAGGUCCACUGGUCCCCGGGGGACAGCAAGCUGCACGACAUGAGCGCUGAGGAGGUGGCCAACCAGCUGGUCUCCUUCGACUGGGAGCUCUUCAGCUGCGUGCAUGAGGUCGAGUUUGUGUGUUACGUGUUCCACGGAGAACAGGCUCGCUGGCGCCCCCUCAACCUAGAGCUGGUGCUGCAGCGCUGCAGUGAGGUGCAGCACUGGGUCGCCACGGAGAUCCUGCAGUGCCAGUCGGUGCCCAAGAGAGUGCAGCUACUGCGCAAGUUCAUAAAGAUGGCAGCGCUGUGUAAGCAGCAGCAGGAUCUGCUGUCCUUCCUGGCCCUCAUCCUUGGGCUGGACAACCCUGCGGUCAGUCGCCUGCGCCUCACUUGGGAGGGGCUGCCAGGGAAAUUUAAGAAACAGUUCCAGCAAUUCGAGGCCAUUGCGGAUCCCUCUAGGAAUCACAAGUCAUAUCGGGAGCUGAUAGCCAGGCUGCGACCACCACUGAUCCCCUUUACCCCGCUGCUGCUAAAAGACUUGACAUUCCUCCAUGAGAGCUGUAAGACCUUCUACGGCGACCUGGUCAACUUUGAGAAGAUGCACAAGGUGGCAGAGAUGGUGAGGAGCAUCAGGCGCUACAGGAGCACCCAGCUGGCUCUGGACAUGGAGCCCUCCCCCUCGUACCUGCAAACCAAGGCGUACGUGCGUCAGCUGCAGGUCAUUGACAAUCAGAACCUGCUCUUUGAGAUGUCCUGUAAGCUGGAGCCGAAGGAGGCCUGAACGCUGAGAUGCUGUUUGUCGGAGGAGGCUACUCCCCUGCCCUCUCCUGUCCCGUCCCCUCCAAUUGUCACACAGAUGUGAGUGUAAGCGUUUGAUGGUUCCCUACACACUGCAAUAUUUGAGUUUUUCAUUGCUGCCGGAGGACGAUGAGUGCGCUCCUGUUUCACUGAUGUGGCCACGUUGGAGCAGCAGCUGCAGACAGAUGUGCGAAGGUCCUAAUGCCGUGUGUGUUCCUCACACACCUGUACAAUACUGUAAAUAGUCAACAAUAAGACAGAAGACUCUAUUUUAUGUGUGAGCUGAAAGAUGGAGGUGUGCCACAGAAUUUUUGUAUAUUUGCGAACUGUACAGAGUGAGGCCUGCAGAACCACAGGGAUUGUACAGAUUCUUCUAUUUUUUGGAGAGUUUUGUUGUUGUUUAUGAAAAAAAGGUCUGCGUUUAAAAUCAUCGAUCUGCAAACUGAGACGUAUCAAAGUCAUCCGCAUACAAGAGUCUCAUGCUGCAACCUUGGAAAGAAUACUCUAAUUAAAGCCUGUUCUGAUGAACAUGUCUGCUGUGCCA